This is a messenger RNA of Olea europaea var. sylvestris, 1548 nucleotides long. RefSeq lists its product as uncharacterized. The coding region runs from base 1 to 1548 and encodes 515 amino acids. The record is from RefSeq and is a predicted model, not a curated record. The transcript is spliced from 6 exons. Lineage: Eukaryota; Viridiplantae; Streptophyta; Magnoliopsida; Lamiales; Oleaceae.
AUGAGUUGCACAGAGUACGUGUGCUAUUUGCUUGGGUACUGUGACAAAAGGGCAAGCCAUAUUUACAGCCGAGUGCUCCCAUUUCUUCCACUUCAGCUGCAUUGGCAACAGUGUUACAUGGCUAUUACAAUUGCCCUAUUUGCCGUGCCAAAUGGAAUUGUCUCCCAUUCACCAUGCCCAAAUCCGACACUAACAUUCCUCUCCCACAAUUCCCUACUUCCUUCUCCAAUGUAUCUCAACAAUCGGUGCUGCCACCCCCUCCAUCUGAGCUCCAUUCCUGAGCGUUCCGUGAUUGCAGCUUCAGAAUCCAUCCUUCCAUUUGCAGUUCUUGUUGGAGUACGUGCACCUCCAUUACCAGAUAAUGCACGUCACCUUGAGCGUGCACCUAUUGACCUUGUUAUUGUACUAGAUAGAAUCUUUCCCUUGCGUAGAAUGACUAGCAAUGGCCGUGAAGAUGCUAAAAGGGCUGUGAUUCACUUCAAGCGACAAAAUCUCGAAUAUCUACAUCUUUUGCCUGGUUCCAUCUGUCCUAGAAACAGAGGAAGCCAAGAUGAAAGCCAACAUCAAACAUUUGUAGUCCACACAUUUGGUUUUGGUACAAAUCAUGAUCCUGUUGCCAUGCAUGCCAUUUUCGAUGAAUCAGGUGGCACCUUCUCCUUCAUCGAGUGGUCUUCUAAGCGUGAUGGUUCAAGAAAUGCAAAUAACUAUGAGAUCGCAUCAAAUGGUGUUGAAAUCAUAUCAAUUCCUUCAGGAAGAUAUGGAAGUGAAAUCUCUGAGCAAGGAUGUCCAGCAGUAAUCAACGUUGGGGACUUGUAUGCAGACGAGGAAAAAGAAUUUCUGAUCAGCUUGUCAGUUCCAGUACUUCGAGUUGCUAUAGAUGAAGAAAAUGAGGGAAAGACAUUACUUUUGGAUAUAAUGUGUUCUUAUAGAGAUGUUGUAUCAAAAGAGAUAGUGCGUGUAGAAGGUGACCUAGUCGAAAUACAUCGAUCGAAAGUUGUGCCCCCUGCAGAUACCACAGUUUACUUGGAAGUGGAUCGGCAGAGAAAUCGCCUGUCGGCAGCAGAAGGCAUUGCAGAGGCUCAAAGGAUUGCAGAGACUGGAAAUCUAAGUGAUGCUCGGGAUCUACUGACAACAAGGAGAACAAGAAUACGUGCUUCAAUAUCUGCCCAAGCAGGGGACUGUCUCAGUAUCUGGCUUGAAUCCGAGCUUAAAGAAACUGAACGAAGAAUGGGAAGUCGUCAGUUGUAUAGCCGAGCAGGGCGAGCUUAUGCACUCUCGGGAAUGAGCUCACAUGCUUAUCAAAGAGCUACAACUAGAGGGAGUGUAGUGCCGGGAGCCGAAGCACAGAGAGACACGGGCUCUGCUAGUGCUGUCCCUACUAAUUUAUCUGCUCCAGAUGCAAAUAAUGCUAGUUUUAGUGCAUACACAACUCCCAAUAUGGCCGAUAUGGUGAAUAAAUCUAUGCAACUCAACGAGUCAAGAGCUCCUGCUCCUGCUCCUGCUCCUGCUCCUGGCCCUGACUCCCACUCUGACUCCAACUCCACAUGA